UAAGCAAAAAGCAAUGGUGACCAUUAACAUAAUAUAGUUUGCCAGGCUGCCAGCUACUCGGGAAGUAUUCUAAGUCUUUUUAUCUAAGAAAAAGUCACCUUCUUAGCUUAGCAUAGAAGUUUUUCUUACCAAGUAUCCAAUUAUCAUCAAAACAUUAAACAUGUCUUGUAUGAACAUAUUGGAUUUACCUGAAGAGUGCCUGUCGUAUAUCCUUUCGCUGACGUCCCCAGUCGAUGUCCUCAAAUCACAGGUGGUGUCAAAGCAGUUGUAUUUGGCUUUGGGAUCCAAUACCGUGUGGGAGAAAUUUCUGCCAUCAGAUUGUACUGAAAUAAUCUCUCAAUCUUCUGUGUCUCCUAUUCUUCAUCAGCUUACUUCUAAGAAGGACCUCUUUUUACAUCUCUGCCGUUCUCCUAUCCUCCUCAACAAUAAUACUCAGAGCUUUGGCUUGAAUAAAUGGAAUGGGAAGAAAUGCUACAUGCUUGGGGCUAGAGCCCUGAUGAUUACAUGGGGAGGCACUCCUCAGUAUUGGAGUUGGAGCGCAGUACCCGAAUCAAGGUUUCCAGAAGCCACUGUGCUCAAAAACGUAUGUUGGCUAGACAUAAAAGGGAAAAUGCACACCAAAGUCCUUUCACCAAAAACAACUUAUGGUGCAUAUUUUGUGUUUAAAAUGGAUGUUGACAAUCAUCAAGGAUUUGAAGAUACACCAGUGAAUGUAUCUAUUUCAGAGGUUACCGAAGAAGGGUUACCCACACAACAUUACACCGUGGUUGUUAAGCAAUUUUACCUUGAGGCACCCUCAGUUCGGAGGCCUGAAGAGCUUCCGGUUACAAGAGGUGAUGGGUGGAUGGAAAUAGAGAUGGGUAGGUAUCAAGUUGGUGCUGAUGCUGAUCAAGGGGUGGUAUUAGAGAUGAGUUUAAGGGAGGUUGAAGAACUCAAUUGGAAACGUGGUCUUAUUGUUCAUGGUAUUGAACUUCGUCCUUUGGAUUGAUUACUAGGAUACAUACUAUGAUCAGGGGGCGAAUUGAAGCUAGCUAAGUAUGCAAUAAUGGAUUCAAUUGAACUAAUUGGUAAUUUAUGAUGAAUAAUUUGAAUAUCUAAUUUCAUGAAUUUCCAUGUAUAAUUUGACUUUGUUUUAGACUAAAUAAUACAUUAAUACUUCGUACUUAGUAAUUUGUAUAAGCUUUAUGACUUGUGUUGGGAGGUUUUAUGUGUUCAUCAUCUUUCAAAGUUCGCAACUCUCUUCAUUUCUUUGUAAAACUCUGAAAAUUUUUCUGCAAGGAAGUGCUUGUUUAGGUAACAUGUUGGAAGUUCCUCAUAGAAUGAAUGGCACAGUAAGUCUUUAGGAUGAAUGGAUGAUCAUCCACUUUAACUCUAUUUCUGACUUAGUGGUGGAUGGAGCUAGAAGUUCUUGAUAUUGGGUGUACUUUUUAGGAAAUGAAUGUAUGAAGCUAUGAAUGUUGCUCGUAUUAAUGUAUAAAAGUGAAGUGUUUGAUGUUAGAAUAUAUUAUUACCUGAAUUAUGAAUGUUAUUGUAUGUCUUAAUAUUCUGGCAUUAGUCUGAACUUUAGUUAAGAUUGCAUGCUUAGCUGCAGUAGCAAGGAUUUUACUCAUCUUAGUAUUUGGUGAAUAACCAAAUUCCAUUGAAAUGAAAACUUAAGGAUUAGGAAAAAAAAAAAUCAUAAAUGGACAUCAAUUCAAGCUCUAAAAUAUUCGAAAUUGACGAUUUAUAACUUUUUAUAGGAAAAAGAAAAAA
This is a messenger RNA of Chenopodium quinoa (quinoa), 1752 nucleotides long. RefSeq names its product putative F-box protein PP2-B12. Bases 161 to 988 code for a protein of 275 amino acids. Lineage: Eukaryota; Viridiplantae; Streptophyta; Magnoliopsida; Caryophyllales; Amaranthaceae. The transcript is spliced from 3 exons. The record is from RefSeq and is a predicted model, not a curated record. Gene Ontology annotation, molecular function: protein binding.